Messenger RNA from Macrosiphum euphorbiae (potato aphid), 807 nucleotides. The record is from the annotation of a GenBank genome assembly. Lineage: Eukaryota; Metazoa; Arthropoda; Insecta; Hemiptera; Aphididae.
AUGGCCGGCAGGAGUGCAUUCAGUGACUUCGACAAUAGCAGUUUUAACAAACCAUUGCCUAACAGUCCGCCAUUUGUGGCUUAUCUGGGAAAUCUACCACAAGGAAUAACACAAGGAGAUGUUGAAAACUUAUUUCUUCAAAGCCAGUUGCAAAUUAGAAAUGUGCGGUUGGUUCAUGACAAAGAGACUGAUAUGUUCAAAGGUUUUGGGUAUGUUGAGUUUGUCACUCUAGAACAUCUGAAAGAUGCACUUCAAAUGGAAGUCUUUAUUGAAGGACAAAAAAUCAAAAUUGAUGUUGCGUCUGGAAAACGAAAUGAACGAUCAGGAUUUGAUAGAGGUGGCAGGGGUGGUGGCAGAGGUGGUGCUCCAGGAAGUUUUAGCAAUAACCCUGGAAUGCGCAGUAGGUCUGAUGAUUUCACUCAAAAUUCAGGCUUUUCUGGUGGUAAUUUCCGCAAUCAAAACGGAGGAAUGGGUGGUGGAAUGGGCGGUCGAGGUAAUUUCAUGGAACAAUCUGGAGGAGGUAUGAACAGGUAUCCAGACAGUGGUUCACGAGACUUUAAUCGACCAGGAAAUGCUUCGCAAUUCCCAGGAGGAAGUCGUAGUGAACGUAGACCAGAUUUUGAAAGUUUACCACCACCACCAAAUGAUCCAGGCAGACCUAAAUUACAAUUGAAACCAAGGACCAUAAAAGAACCACUGAAUCAAUUGGCUGAUUCUACUCAGCAUACAAGUAUAUUUGGAGGAGCAAAACCUCGCGAAGAGAAAUCACUUCCUGACGUUGUGAAGAAAACAUCACCAUCGCAUUAA